Lineus longissimus is the source of this 3988-nucleotide messenger RNA. RefSeq lists its product as uncharacterized. The transcript has 15 exons. Lineage: Eukaryota; Metazoa; Nemertea; Pilidiophora; Heteronemertea; Lineidae. The record is from RefSeq and is a predicted model, not a curated record. Gene Ontology annotation, molecular function: protein binding. The coding region runs from base 6 to 3221 and encodes 1071 amino acids.
UCAAAAUGGCGGAUGCUGUGAAAAAUUUUAUUCGCAAAGGCAAAGCCUCAGUCAGCACAAAAUACUCUCCCCUUGCCCAGCAAGAUGCCAGCGAAGAUGAAGAAGAUGAGGAUGACAUCUUGUAUAUCCACGAUGGCCUACGAGACAAUGGCUUCACAAGUAUUAAUAUGCCACAGACCAAUGGUCAGCGUGACAGUAUCGAAUUAAGAAAUCUCGGGGCACGACCACUGAGAUCAGACCUGGAUACGAUUCAAAAAAAGCCUUGGACGCCAAGGAGAAAACUAAUUUUUGUGUUAUCUGUGAUAAUCUGUGUGUUUGUGACUCUGAUUUGUGUCUUUGCCAUUCCAUGGAACAAUCUGUGCUGUUCGCAUGGUUCACUGAACUUAUCUAGUGAACAACUCUUCAACUCCACUGUCCUGAACUCGACAGAUUUUACUCCUAGUAUUACAGUGGAGCCAAGCACUGCAUCACCGGUGAUAAACGACCAACAAGUGACUCCAUCCAAAAAACCAGGGAAGCCGCAUUCUACUCAUAAAAGAACUGAUCAAUGGACAUUUUCAAGAAAGGGUUUUGCGUCUGAGUCCUGUGUUCGCCUCAUUGAUGUUGAUGAGGAUGGAAAAGAUGACGUCGUCAUCAGUACUGGUAUGGGUAUAGAUUAUCAUCUAGUCGCGACCAUAAAAGAUCCUAUAAAAAUAUGUGAAGUUUUAGGUCUCGAGGCCCCUUGCCUCGGCCAAGUCAUUGCCUUGCGAGGAAGCGAUGGCCAGGUGUUAUGGAACAUCAGCGUUACUGCUGAGAUAUUUCUGUUUAAUUGUGAGGGUAUUGACAUCAACAAGGACGGAAUGAAGGAUUGCAUAGGCGGUGGCAGAAUGGGAUCAUUGGUGGCUUUCAACCCCAAAAAUGGCGAUGUGUUCUGGACAGAGCAUGCUCUAAAAGGUAUGCUGAACCGGGCUUGGAACAUCUACCAACCACUUGUCCUCAACAAAGACUUGGAUGGGGAUGGAGUAAGGGAGGUGGUGAUAGCCCAUGGUGGAGAGCCGUCUUUCCUUCCUCAGGAGUGGUUGAACCAUCGGAAUGACAUUCCAUUACCGGUCCAUGAUCGGAACCCAGGGCGUCUGAUCCUGUUAUCCGGGGCAACAGGUGAACCAAUUGGCCGAUACCUGGAUAUGCCGAAUCGUAAAGAAACCUACAUGUCCCCGGUCCUUCAUGUCAAUGCUGAUACCGGGUAUGUCUUGUUUGGUAGCGGAGGAGAAACUGUUGAAGGCGCUUUCAUGGCUAUCUCUGUGAACAACCUCUACAACUACGCGAUGCAAAAAGAAGUCGACAAGACCGGAUGGGGUCGGUUUGCACUUGAUAGCAAUGGCAUCAUUGAAAUACACAAGACCAAGACAAAGGGUGUGAUGGUACCACCUCUUCUUGUUGACAUGAACAAGGAUGGCAUCCUUGAUAUACUCAUGGUGACUUUUGAUGGCACUUACAUUCUCUAUAAUGGCAAGAACCUGGAGAUAAUGUGGCAAAGAGAGAUCAAGGACACCGAAACUUACAGCACCGCAGCGCCUGGAUAUUUCAAUGAUGACGACACCCUAGACUUUAUGAUACACUGCUCUCCUGGAUCUUGGCCAUACUACGAUUACUCAGUGUCAUUGAUCCUCGAUGGUCGAAGUGGCUCCAUACUCUGGCAGAUGUCCUCUGGUCAUUAUGAUAUGACCUCGGAUCUUGUCCUCAGGACUAAGGAGCAGAACCGUGAUGCAUUUGUGUUUAGAGUCCAAGGAAGGGAAGGACCAAACUAUGAGAAUCCUGCUGGAGUGUUCCAUGAUGUGAUUGCGCAGAGACCGAUAAGUAGUGGCAGAAAAAGACGUGAAACGCAUCCUGAUUCAAAGAAUCCUUUUGGUUUUGCCGGAAUUCAUGCUCAAGCAGGAAAUCAGAGAUCCCAAGUUCCUUUGAAUAUCAAAGAAGGGGGUCAUUCAGAUAAUCGACAGGAUGCCGAAAAUCCUUACGGAAAUUAUUAUGGAGACUCUGGACAAAGUCAGCCAAGACAACCCGGAGGAUACCAAGGCACACAAGGGCAGGUACCUGCAGCCCAUCGACCUCAGCCUAGUGGCUCUGGACAGUAUGGCAGUCAGCCAAACUACAAUUUGAAUGGACAGAGGAACCAGCCUUAUAACUCUUACAUGCAACCUUCUGGAUCUCAACGAGGACCACAAAUCAGACUUCCGACUCUUACGGAGGGAAGGCAAUCUCAGGCGGGACAAAAUAUUCCCAAUUUAUCUGAGGGCAGACAGCAGUAUAUCCAACAGUCUGGAUCUCACCAGGGACCACAGGUCAGAUAUCCCAGUCUUACGGAGGGUAAACAGUUGCAAGGUCGACAGAAUGUCCCAAAUCUAUCUGAGGGUGGACACCAAUCUCCUCCACAAUUGAAUAUUCCUAACCAAGGCUAUGCUUCAAAUCAGCAGCAAUAUCCGGUCCAGCAAGGCACAAAUAUGGCUCGGAAUAAUCCGAUCAGUCACGGAAUUGUGGAAGGUGGCCAUGGCAACCAAGAGACACAAGCAAAGGAUUCUCAGUUGGAAGAUUUACAGAAACUGGUCAAUGAAGUACAGGAUGGCCAACCAAUCCCUGUGUUUGAUGAACAAAAAAUCGAAGAAGAGGAACAAGAAAGAAAACACAAGGCAGAAAUGGAGUGUCAGCGUAACAAGCUAUCGUAUCGGGUUGAGGUAUUCGUUAUGGAUAGAACUACAAUGAGAAGUCCGUUGAUUAUAGAUUCGAUGGACAUGUAUACUUACACAUACAAUUUGACUAAGGAUGAUAUGAUGUUAUACACCAGUGACCUGGGUCUAACACCUUCUGAUCUUGAAAUGGAGAGAAAGAAUUUCAACUAUGGUCCAUUCUGUUCCCUUAUACGCCCCAAAGAGAUAACUACCGGUGCCAUUGGUGAUGUUGAUGGAGAUGGUUUGCCGGACUUGGUAUUACUGGUUGUGUAUCAAGGCUUCCUCCAUGCUGAAGACGGCAGCAACAUUCGGAUGGUUCAGGACAUAAAAGUUUAUAAGAUCAAUUUGGAAGAGACGAUACGCCUUACUCAUCACAAGAGCAUCAACGCAACCAUAAGUGCUUUGAUGCCUAGUCAGUCAAAUGAAAAGUCAUUGCAAUCUUUACAAUUUUUACCUGUAACUGAACAGCCUUGGACUUCAUACAUGGGAGCUCGUGGUAAUGGGGCCUAUCACCCUUAAAGGGAGACGCUAGGUAGGAGCUAGGGGGUCUUACUGUGAGUCUUCAUGAGGUGACUCAUACACGGUUGAGUAAUGGAUGUGGUUAGGUUUGAGUUUGUGAUAGAAGUGUUCCCUUCACAUGUAAGUGUGAAGAUUACGGAUUGCGAUCAGAGAGUAAAGACACCUAUUUGCCAAUUCCUGUAACAUAAUCUAGCCCACCAGGCCCCUGUCUAUAGUUUCCCUUUAAAAUGACUAUAUUUCUCAAACCAAGGAUGGUGUCAUUUGAUGGGUCUUUUCCCAAAUGAUACCUCGUAUAUUUAUACAUAAAUUAUUAUAUGUACCUCUUGUUUUGAAAUGAUGGUGAAAGUGGUAGGCAUAUGUUAUGUUUGUCUGUAUGUUUUGGUUCAAUAUACAUGUGUAGCCUGACGGAUUUAAUGAAAUACUAUGUCGACAUGUUGAGCCGGUUCCCGGUUUACGAAAUUGGUCUGUUUCAUUUUAUCAUAAUUUGUUCCAGAAGUAAUAUACAUUCCAUAGAUCUUCUCAUUUUAAGUCAAACAUGUAUGACAUUGUUCUCUUUGAUGUACCGGUAGUGCUUAUAUAGGACUUGAUCUGUGGCCACUCAGUAGAAAACUCAAGUCAAUUCAACUCCAGAUAUUGUCUCAUUUUAUUGGUCCUUUUUGAAGUUUGUCAGUCGUUCAUUGUAUUUGUUUGUCUUUGUUCUGUUUGUGCUUUGUUGUGUGAUGAGAUUAACCACCGGUUUUGGAUGCGACAUAUUCCUGAUUUUGGAA